Messenger RNA from Ceraceosorus bombacis, 1008 nucleotides. NCBI's taxonomy places the organism in Eukaryota, Fungi, Basidiomycota, Exobasidiomycetes, Ceraceosorales, Ceraceosoraceae. The record is from the annotation of a GenBank genome assembly.
AGACUGUACUACGCAGCGAGCCUCCACGACGAUCGUCAUCUCUCACGCACCUCCUCGCCCUAUGACUGUGGCUCUUCGAGUCAGCAUUCGUGAUUCGUGAUUGCAAGCAGCUGCUGGUCCGCAGACGCAAAGACCUGCUUGACUCGUGAUUCAAGCUUGCACUUCGAUAGCAUACAUAUAGCUGACUGCCUAGCUGCUGCUGCAGCGCUUGCACCCCGCCGAAAUUGCCGAAGUCCAAGCUCACGUUGCGUGAUGUAGCGGUAGGUACAGCAGCGGGGAAAGUCUUGUGAGUCGCAAGUCUCCACACCCGCGCUAAGACUUGCACUUGGUCAGUCGACCUUAUGCGUGCGGGGCAAGGGCCAGGAGACACAAGCCAGCCGAUUACGGCAUCCGUCACCGUGAAGUCAAGAGCUGCUUGCUCGUUAGAUUGGCUUUCAUAUAGUGCUGGACAUAGCUUCAUGAGAGAUGCGCACUACAAGAGGAUCAAGCACUCCGACUUGCAACAUCUUGUCGACCGGCAUGCACUGGAGCAGCGGCAGUGGAGAAGACUAGACAGCAAGUGCUUGUCCUCCUCAUGCGGAGCGGAGCAGCACAGCAGCAUAGUCUGGCAAUGAUGGAAUCGAUCUUAGCCGAUCGGCUUAACUAGCCUCGCAUGAUUCGCACCAUCUCCAUCAUGGCACCUGUUCAUAUGAGGAGAGCAUCUAUCCCGACUUGGAAGCUCGGCCUUGACUUGAGCAUGUCACGGAGCGAGGAGCGAGGAGCCUGAAAGGAGAGAUUCCCUUUCCCGCGCGCAAAUGCCGUUGCUAUUGAAUAUCAAACCAAAAUCACAAUCACAGAGCCGCAGCGGCACGACCCCUCUUGAAGAAGUAGCUGCCAUGCAGUAAGCGGCUCGGCACCCUUUUUUCCCACACCGAUACGAUGCCAGAGGUCUCUGUCUGUCUGCGUUGAUUGACACUUACGGAGUGAAGCAUGCUGGUCAUGCUCAUCACGGGUGCCUCGGCCUGCCGG